Suillus subaureus is the source of this 372-nucleotide messenger RNA. RefSeq lists its product as uncharacterized. The record is from RefSeq and is a predicted model, not a curated record. Lineage: Eukaryota; Fungi; Basidiomycota; Agaricomycetes; Boletales; Suillaceae. The annotation marks the transcript as partial. The transcript is spliced from 3 exons.
GGCGGGGAGGUGGCACUGUACUAUGCGCAGAGAGCGAGGAAGGUUACGGAGAAGGCACGGGAGGACGCGUUGGAUGAGGCAAGGGGGCUAGUUGAGGCGAAGAGAUACGCUUCCAACGACAAAAGAUCUAUCGACCUACACGGGACGUCUGUUCAAGAGGCGAUAGUAAUCACAAGUGAGAUAUUAGAGAGAGAGGAUUGUUCACCUGCAUCCCCUCUUCGCCUCAUUACUGGCCGCGGUACCCACUCUGCAGGGGGCGUGGGCGUAUUGAAGCCCGCGGUACACCGUGCACUCGUGAACAAGGGCUGGGAUGUAAGGAUGUGGGACGGAGGGUUGGUCGUUCGGGGACGGGAGCGAUGGCAUGUACCUUGA